This is a messenger RNA of Phymastichus coffea, 3331 nucleotides long. RefSeq names its product probable DNA mismatch repair protein Msh6. Gene Ontology annotation, biological process: mismatch repair. Gene Ontology annotation, molecular function: mismatched DNA binding; ATP-dependent DNA damage sensor activity; ATP binding. Lineage: Eukaryota; Metazoa; Arthropoda; Insecta; Hymenoptera; Eulophidae. The record is from RefSeq and is a predicted model, not a curated record. Gene Ontology annotation, cellular component: MutSalpha complex; nucleus. The coding region runs from base 85 to 3207 and encodes 1040 amino acids. The transcript is spliced from 18 exons.
GAAAUAAUAAAUGGAAAUAAAGAAAACUUCAAAGAAAAUAAAUACAUUAGCGAAGAUGAAUUUGAUGAUCAAAGUGGAAAAACAAUGAAACAAAAUCCUAAAAAGAGAAAAAGGAUUGUUUUUUUAGAUGAUAGGGAAAUUUCUGAAGAUGAUUAUAAACCAGCUACAGAAGAUGAAGAUUAUUUCACAUCACCAUUCUUUAAUACAACAAAGAAAUCUAAUAAAUGUUAUGUUAAGCAACCACAGAGGAAAAAAUCCACCAAGGAUAUAUUGCUAGAUGAAUUAUAUUUAGGAGAUACUGGUAGAGCAUCAUAUACAAAAUCUUGGGCCCAUCUAAAAUAUGAUUUUUUACAACCAGAUAAAAUUAAAGAUAAAAAUCAACGUUUACCAAGCCAUCCAAAUUAUGAUCCUUCAACUUUGUAUAUUCCACCACAAUUUCUAGAUUCACAAACACCAUUUAUGCAUCAGUGGUGGCUUUUAAAAGCCAAUCAUUAUGAUUGUGUAUUGUUCUUUAGAUUUGGAAAUUUUUAUCAACUAUUUCACAUGGAUGGCGUGAUUGGUGCUAAUGAAUUAAAUUUGACUUUAAUAGAUGUCCUUAAGAAAGGUUUUGCUCAUACAGCUUGUUCAGCAAUGUCUUAUGGUAGAAUGGCUGGUAUUCUUCUCGAAAGAGGCUACAAAGUGGCUAGAAUAGAGCAAACAGAAACUCAAGAAAAAGCAAAUCAACGGAUAGCUGGAGCACAACAAUUAGCAAAGCUAGACAAACUUAUCAGGCGAGAGGUUUGUCAAAUUACUUCUAGAGGAACUAAGGUUUAUCAUACUUUAGAUACAGAAGAAUUGGAAGCAACAUCUCCAGAUUCAGUUUAUUUAUUAUCUAUUGUUGAAAAAUGUAAACUUAAUGAAAAUAUAUCAACUUUCGGAGUUUGCUUUAUUGACACAACAAUAGGCCACUUCAACAUAGGUCAGUUUGAAGAUGACCAUUGUAAUUCAAAAUUAUCCACUAUGCUUACUCACUAUCCUCCUGCUCAUAUUAUCCAUGAAUGCAAUAAUUUAACAGCAAGUACAUUGCAGCUAUUAAAGCGAUAUACACGUGGUGUUAGAAUGGAGGCAUUGGAAAGAGAGACACAAUUCUGGUCAACUAAGAAAGUCUUAAAAUAUAUCCAAGACAAUGAAAUUUCAAAGAGCAGAGAACAGUCAGAAUCAGUUUGGCCCAAAAGUUUAAUUUCUUUCUUGACUAAAUUUGCAAAAGAAAGGGAGUUAGCAAUUCAUGCAUUAGGUGGAUGUGUAUAUUUGUUGAAAAAGUACUUGAUUGAUCAACAGUUACUUUCUCAAGGUGUAUUUCGAACAUAUGCGCCUUCAAACUCCGUUGAUGGAGGAAGCUUUCAGUCCAAAUUAACUAGUAUCAUGGUCUUGGAUGCAAUGACUAUGAAAAAUUUAAAAGUUUUGGAUUUAGAAGGGUCUCUCUUUGAAGUUUUAGAUUAUUGUUGUACACCAUUUGGUAAACGAUUAUUGAGAAGUUGGGUAUGCAGACCACUAGCUUGUAAAUCGAUAAUAAUUAAAAGGCAAAAGGCUAUAGCAGAGUUACUGAAAAAUCACAACAUUGUUCGAGAAGUUCGCAGCAAACUGAAAAAAUUACCGGAUUUAGAACGAAUGUUGAGCAAAAUCCAUGCCCAGGGAAAUGAAAUGAAAACUAAAUAUCAUCCUGAUGGGCGUGCAGUGAUAUUUGACAAAGAGAAAUUCAUUAAAAGAACAGUUACAGAUUUCACAACAACUUUAGAUGCCUUUAGAGAAGUUUUAGAUAUUAUCGAUAAUUUUUCAGAAUUCCAAAGUGCUUUGAUCAGCGACUGCACCAAAGUUGAGCCUCAGGGCAAUUUUCCGGACUUGAAGGAGACUCUUGCUCAUUUCAGGAACGCUUUUAAUUACGAGGAAACCAAGAAAAUAGGUCUUAUUAUUCCAAAACGUGGCGUUGACAGAAAUUACGACAUGAUUGAGCUGGAAUUGGCUCAAAUAAGACGAGAAUUAUACGAGUAUUUAGGUGCGCAGAAGAAAGUUUUUGGACUAGCUCUCGAAUUUGUUGGGACUGGAACGAAGAGGUUUCAAAUAGAAAUUCCAGAAAGUCAUGUGCACAAAGUAGCUAUGGAUUACGAUCUGCAGGGCUCAAGGAAAGGUUUUAAAAGAUAUUACACUCCCAAAACUCGAGAGCUGCUUGCCAAACAAAUUGCUGUCGAAAAACGCAAAGAGCAACUAAUGGAAGAUAUCAAUAGAAAGGUUUUUGCCAAGUUUAGCUUUCACUUUGAGAAAUGGAGUAAAGCCACGUAUAACAUUGCCGUUCUCGAUUGUUUGAUAUCCCUUGUCAAGUACGCUCAAACUUGCAAAAGAUGUUGUGUCCCACAGAUUUAUGAUCAUACUGUAAAGCAAGAGAUUUUUAUCGAAGUCAAAAAUGGCGUACAUCCUUGCGUCUACUCUGAGAGCUAUGUACCCAACGACAUCUUCAUCGGGAUUGGUGGGGCAGCGCCGUUAGUGAUUUUGACUGGUCCCAAUAUGGGAGGUAAAACAACGCUUAUGCGACAAAUUGGACUGUUCACAAUAAUGGCACAAAUUGGAUGCCAUGUCCCUGCUGCUAGCUAUAGACUGUCGCUCACCGAUUGUAUUUUCACUCGACUUGGAGCAAGCGAUGACAUUAUAGGAGGUAAAAGUACAUUUUUAGUUGAGCUUACAGAAACGUCUGUUAUACUUAAGCAAGCCACACGGCAUUCUCUGGUUCUGUUGGAUGAAUUAGGUCGCGGCACGACGACAUACGACGGAAUAGCUAUCGCCGCAUCCGUAGUGGAAGCUCUUGUAAAAAGACAGUGUAGAACACUAUUUUCCACACACUAUCACUCAUUAGUGCACGAUUAUAAGGAGAAUAGCAACGUAACUCUUGCACAUAUGGCAUACGUGGUGGAAAAUAAUAACGAAAUUGAUGUUAACGAAACAAAUGUGACUUUCUUGUAUAAAUUAACGGUAGGUGCUUGCCUUAAGUCUUACGGAUUUAAUGUUGCCAGAUUAGCGGGUGUGCCUUUCCACAUCACCAAUAGAGCUCUCGAAAUCGCAACGACAUUGGAAAACGAAGUAAAUCUACGACAUACUUUCACGACUUUGUGCCGCCUAGAAAACAAAACCAUGAAGUCGUCAAUUCAAGAAACCCGUACAAUUUUUUCCAGUAUAUAAGUAUGCAUGCGAUUUCGUACGAUCAAUUUCUAAUUCUAGGUCACUUAGCUAUUAUUCUAUCGUUUGUUUAUAAAUUUUUAUUUUUCUAAUUUUUCACAAAUAAAUCUUUUGAAAAAGAAAUGAA